Zymoseptoria tritici IPO323 is the source of this 336-nucleotide messenger RNA. RefSeq lists its product as uncharacterized. The transcript has a single exon. Lineage: Eukaryota; Fungi; Ascomycota; Dothideomycetes; Mycosphaerellales; Mycosphaerellaceae. The record is from RefSeq and is a predicted model, not a curated record. Bases 7 to 216 code for a protein of 69 amino acids.
GGACGGAUGGAGCCGAGGAUUUGGUUGACGAAGUGUGCGAGUGUGGCGGAGGCGGGGGUUUGGUUCAAGGGAUUGGGGAGUACGGUUCCGAGGAAGAGUGCGAGGGUGGAGUUUAAGAAGGGGAGGGCGGAUUUGAGUGCGGGAGUGGAGAGGAAGUUGACGGCGAAGGGAGAGGUGGAGUGGGUUAUUAAUGUGACGUUGAUUGUGGGUGGGUAGGAGAGAAUGGUUUGCGAAGGGAUCGAUAAUCUCGAAGAAUGUCUCGCGUUGGAAAAAGGUUGUGCUCAGUAUUGUACAUUUCGUCGUUAUACAAGCUCUCGCAUGCGCGGAGCGUCUCCC